This is a messenger RNA of Periophthalmus magnuspinnatus, 1847 nucleotides long. RefSeq names its product BUD13 homolog (gene bud13). Gene Ontology annotation, molecular function: RNA binding. Bases 20 to 1465 code for a protein of 481 amino acids. Gene Ontology annotation, cellular component: U2-type spliceosomal complex; RES complex. Lineage: Eukaryota; Metazoa; Chordata; Actinopteri; Gobiiformes; Gobiidae. The transcript is spliced from 9 exons. Gene Ontology annotation, biological process: mRNA splicing, via spliceosome. The record is from RefSeq and is a predicted model, not a curated record.
AGUUUUGUCAAAAAUAAAGAUGGCGGCUUCCGUGGGUACAAGCAAGGCUACGGAAUUAUCCAAAGCAGAGUACCUGAAACGUUAUUUAUCUGGUGAAGACGCAAAAAAGUCGAAGGGAAAGGUUAAAAAGAAACGACCCAAAGCUCAAGGAAGAGGGCUUAAAAUAGUUGACGAUGACAUAGAUUGGAGACAGAUUGCUAAAGAAUCUAAAGACAAAGAUGAAGAAGAUGAUGAGGAAGCUCCUGUGAUUGCCGAAGUGAUUGAUGAGCGACCAGAAGAAAUAAAACAGCUUGAAGUUUUUAGAUCUAGUAAUAGAUGGAAAAUUAUUGGAGCUGAUGAAAAUGAGGGCGACGAAGAUGGAAAUGAACAUAAGAUUGAAAAUUCUGAGUCCACUGCAUCAGGCAGGACUCGCCAUGACUCUCCCGAUAUUUCACCUCCAAGACAUGUUCGUCAUGACUCCCCAGAUGCUUCUCCUCCAAAAAGAAGUCGCCACGAUUCUCCCGAUAUCUCCCCUCCCAGGAGAACCCAACGUGAGUGCGGCUCAAGUCAAAAGCAUUCACCUAAAAAUCAACGAUCAUCACCAGGAAGGAAGAGACAUGACUCGGACUCUGAUCAGUCGCCUCCUCGAAAAAAAACAGUGAGGAGAGAAGCUUCAGACUCUGACCAGUCUCCACCAAGACACCCAUCCAGAGUAAGACAACAUUCAGACUCUGAUCAGUCUCCACCAAGACGACGAUCCAGAGCAAGACAACAUUCAGACUCUGAUCAGUCCCCACCUCGAAAACGACCUCAGAGUAGAAGAAGCUCAGAUGAAGAUCUGUCACCUCCACGUAGGCCGGGGCAGUCACAUAGCCAGAGAAUGCUCUCUGGUGGAAAAGCUGGUCUUGUUUCUGUGGAUGUUCUGAGGAGAGAGCAAGAAGAAAACAGACGCAGAGACAGAAACAACCAACCGUUAGAAGAUGAAUCACGCAACGCACAGACCAUUUUUCGAGACAAGAGUGGGAAAAGAAGGGAUCUAAACUCUGAGAGAGAAGAACAGAAAAAGAAAGCAGGAGAACAAGCAGCAAAGGAUGAAAAAUAUGCUCAGUGGGGAAGAGGCUUGGCUCAGGGUCAGAUGCACCAACAGAGACUUGAAGAUGCCUUGCUUGAAUCCCAGAAACCUCUGGCACGGCAUUAUGAUGAUGAGGAUUUGGACAAAAUGUUGAGAGAACAGGAACGGGAAGGAGAUCCAAUGGCUGCAAUGCUUAGACGCAAGAAGGAUCGCAAUUUAAAGGCACAGGGUGUUAAAGAAAAACCUCGGUAUAAAGGCCCAGCGCCACCUCCUAAUCGUUUCAACAUUCUCCCUGGUUAUCGAUGGGAUGGAGUUGACAGGUCAAAUGGGUUCGAACAGAAACGCUAUGCGAGAAUGGCGGAUAAGAAGGCGGUUCAAGAAGAAGCUUACAAAUGGAGUGUAGAGGACAUGUAAUGACUAUCUAAACUUUUUUUUAAAGGAAAAUGGUCUCACUGUACAAAGUAAAGUCACGGCACGUCAAAGGACUUUGAACAUCAGGAACAACCAUGCCAAAAGGCAGAUCAGUUUCUGUAUAUACCUGAUUUUUGAGAAAUGACAUUUUAAAAAUACUUUCUUGGUGUUUUAUAAAAAAUUUGUUUGGAAAAAACCCCAAAACUUUCCACUGAACAUAUUUUUACAUACAAUAUUGGUUGUUUAGUAUAUAAAAGUAGGCCUACUGUAUAUUCAUAUUGCUAAAAUUAAAAUGUUAAAAGAAACCGGUCUUAAAACACAUCUGAAGUUCUGUUAAAUUCGAUUGUAUCAUUUGGAAUACGCCUGUAAAGUGAGGAAAAAAAGU